AUGGAUGAAAAGUCCAAUAAACCAUCGCCAAAUGUCGACGACGAUGAAAAGCCCAGUUGCAGUAAGAAGGAAACCCAAAAGCAACAGGAGGACGAGGAUUUGGCCAACAUCGUCACAGCCGAAGAAUAUUUGAUGCGCAAGGAUGUGGUACUACUCGAUUAUGAGAAGCAAAUGUUUCUGGACAUGGUUCAUGCUGAUGCACUGCUGGUAUGUGCCAAGGGCUUAUCUUAUGAACGUGUCUUAUUGAAUAUACUAAAGGCCUACAGCGAUGCCGGUAAUUUGAUUUUGGUCAUCAACAGUUCUGACUGGGAAGAGGAGUACUACAAGAAUAGAUUGGAUAUGAAAUAUAUACAUGAGGUAGCAAAUACGGCCACGGAACGUGAAAAAGUUUACCUCGAAGGAGGCAUACAAUUUAUAACCACUCGCAUACUGGUUGUUGAUCUCUUGAAACAAAGAAUUCCCGUAGAACUGAUAACGGGCAUAGUGGUGUUAAGGGCUCACACCAUCAUCGAGUCUUGCCAAGAAGCCUUUGCUUUGCGACUCUAUCGUCAACGCAAUAAAACCGGAUUCAUCAAAGCCUUCUCCUCCAGUGCAGAGGCUUUUACCAUUGGCUUUGGUCAUAUUGAACGUAUAAUGCGUAACCUAUUUGUAAAAGAGCUUUUCAUUUGGCCACGUUUCCAUGCCUUGGUACAGGCUUCUUUAAAACCAUACGAGGCGCAGACCAUCGAAUUACAUGUACCCUUGACGGAGAAGAUGAAACUGAUGCAAACUCAAAUUUUGGAUAUCAUGAAUUAUUUGGUGAAGGAAAUAAAACGCAUCAAUCGUACUGUGGAUAUGGAGGAAAUCACAGUGGAGAAUUGUGUAACCAAAAAGUUCCAUAAAAUUUUGCAGGCUCAGUUGGAUAGUAUCUGGCAUCAACUUAAUUCCCAAACUAAAUUAAUAGUGGCAGAUUUAAAAAUUCUAAGGAGUCUCAUGAUUUCGACUAUGUACAAUGAUGCUGUAAGUUCGUAUGCCCUUAUCAAACGCUACAGAACAAAGGAGUAUGCUUUGAGCAAUUCUGGUUGGACAUUACUAGAUUCUGCCGAACAAAUAUUUACAUUGUCCAAAGAUAGAGUGUAUAAUGGACAAGGUGAAUUUGAUCCUGAACAUUGCCCCAAAUGGAAGUUUCUUAGCGAAAUUUUAAAAGUGGAAAUUCCCGCCGAUAUGAAACGCACCAAACCCGAUAGUUAUGAUCCUCCAAAAGUGCUUAUUCUUUGCCAAGAUUCUCGCACAUGUUACCAACUGAAACAGUACCUAACUCAAAGUGGCGAGCGUUAUCUUCUCUACACAGCCAUGAGAGAACAAAUUCCAGUCGGUAAACUAGCCAAAGCAUUUGACAAGAUUCAGGCAGGAAAAGAACUUGAAUUCUCAUUGGCACAAGACCAGUCACAGACCCAAAGAAAUUCCAUCAAGUCUGAGAGAAAAGAUAUGCCUGAUGAUGGUGAUGAUGUGACUAACUCCACACAAUUGGAUGAGUUGACACAGCUCUUGAUGACGAACGAUGCGGAUGAUCAUUUACAAUAUUUUCAGGAGAGUUAUAUGCUGACCAUGACACAAACACAAUUUGAUGAGUCCGAUUUAACGCUAAUGAACGAUAGUGGCACAGGCGUAGAGGAUAAUGUUGACAAUUCAAUAUUUGAGCCGUUUCCAGAACUGGAAAAUUUAGAUAUUACAGCUGCGGUGGCAGCUCAGAAACAACCUUUAAUUUGCUUGCAAACAUUCAAAACAGAUAGAGAAGGGUCGACAGUUUUGGAUCGUGUACUAGAGGAAAUAAAUCCCCAAUAUGUUAUCAUGUAUCACUGCAAUGUCACUGCCAUUCGACAGUUGGAAAUAUAUGAGGCACGCCAAAGGCGUCCUGCCAAGGACAGAUUGAAAGUUUUCUUUUUGAUACAUGCACGAACCGUCGAAGAGCAGGCAUAUCUAACCAGUCUACGAAGGGAGAAACAGGCUUUCGAAUAUAUUAUAGAGACCAAAAGUAAAAUGGUUAUUCCCGAAUAUCAAGACGGCAAAUCAGAUGAAGCAUUUAAUUUAUAUAAAGCCUACAAACAUCCUGAGGAUAGUGUAGAGUCUGCCAAUGCUCAAAGUCGUAAAGCUGGUGGCCAAGUUUGUAAACAAGCAGAGGAAGUACCUAAUCCAAAAGUGAUUGUUGAUAUGCGAGAGUUCCGCUCGGACUUGCCCUGCUUACUACAUAAAAGAGGUUUAGAAGUUGUGCCAGUGACAAUAACGAUCGGUGAUUACAUCCUUACCCCUGAAAUUUGUGUGGAACGUAAAUCAAUAUCAGAUUUAAUUGGUUCUCUUAACUCUGGUCGUUUGUACAACCAAUGCAUACAAAUGCAACGUUAUUAUGCCAAACCUAUACUCCUGAUAGAGUUUGAUCAGAAUAAGCCAUUCCAUUUGCAGGGUAAAUAUAUGAUUUCCCAGAACACUGCUACCACCAAUUCCGAUAUAAUGCGAAAACUGCAAUUACUUACCCUGCAUUUUCCAAAAUUGCGUCUAAUAUGGUCGCCAAGUCCAUAUGCCACAGCUCAAUUGUUUGAGGAAUUAAAAUUGGGUAAGCCGGAACCAGAUCCCAAGCAUGCAGCUUCAUUAGGUGCCGACGAUACGGGAGCCUAUGAUGAUUUGAAAUUCAAUGCUAAUAUUUAUGAUUUUUUACUGAAAUUACCUGGUGUUAAUACGAGAAAUAUCCAUAAGUUAAUGCGGCAUGGAGGCAGCCUCAAGGAAUUGUUAAAGAAAUCUCAGAACGAACUUGCAGAUUUUUUGGAUUCAAAAGAAAAUGGAAAAUUAUUAUGGGACAUCCUGCAUGUGGCUCAUUUACCGGAAAAAGAUGAAGUGUCUGGCUCUUCAGCCUUAUUGGCUUCAAGCAAACAAAUGGGAGCCCAUUCACGUUUUCGACGUGGUGCGGCAGCCAAUGUAGGCAGUCGUGGCGGUAUUUUGCGCAAAUUUAAGAAUUAA
This is a messenger RNA of Musca vetustissima, 2991 nucleotides long. It is a transcript of the gene mei-9, whose product is annotated as DNA repair endonuclease XPF. The transcript has 8 exons. Gene Ontology annotation, biological process: double-strand break repair via homologous recombination; resolution of meiotic recombination intermediates; nucleotide-excision repair involved in interstrand cross-link repair. The record is from RefSeq and is a predicted model, not a curated record. Lineage: Eukaryota; Metazoa; Arthropoda; Insecta; Diptera; Muscidae. Gene Ontology annotation, cellular component: nucleotide-excision repair factor 1 complex. Bases 1 to 2991 code for a protein of 996 amino acids. Gene Ontology annotation, molecular function: single-stranded DNA binding; single-stranded DNA endonuclease activity; damaged DNA binding.